CACUUAGCGCACCCGAUAAUAGGAGCGCGUUAGACUCUUGAGAACCUCAUCAGUAUUGAGUUCUUUGCUGUUUGGGCGAUAAGUGUUGAUGUGAUUGGGAGCUCCUGACUCGCCAGUUUCAUGACUUUUCACCCAAAAAACACCCCAAAAAGGCACCGAAGGACGCGGAAGAGAAAAGAAGGAUCGUGUGGGGGGUCGGGAUGAGAUGAUCUUUGUGAAUUUUCUUAAAGUGAAAUAUUUUGUUAAACAAUAAAAGAAGAUCUUUUCUUAUCAGUGAAGAUCAGGUGGAAAAAAACAACAUUUUUUGUGCAAAAAGACUUGUUAAAGAAAAACGUGUGACACGUCCUGAGAAAUGCUCUCGACGAAAAGUGUCGAAAAAGUGUGGAAAAGCUCAUUUAGUGUGUUCAUGGUGUUUUCCCUCGUGAUACAGAAAUUCGCAGCUGGUUACACGAAUUACACAGGGAAUCCCUGCACGGAUAACAACCAUUGCAAAUAUCGUGAGAUUUGCAACGUAGAAAUUGGACUCUGUCAGUGCGAUGAAUAUUCCAUUCCGUACGAAUAUGCGGCUGGGAAGGAAUUCUGCAAACUCUGUCCACUUGAAGGGGAGCCAUGUGAGGAUAAUUGCUGCUACGGGGACAAUAUCUUCUGUAUCCGGGACGUUUGUACGGCGUGCAAGAGGAAGGACAAUGGGGCACUACUCUGUCCCAACGGGGGACAUCUUAUCUUCGCCACAGCCUCCCAGAUUGCCCUGUCAGCUGCCCUGAUAAUCGGCAUUGCAGCUCUGGCCACACUCCUCUUCCGGAUGUGCUCAAAGAGAUCACUGACGGACAGACCGCGAGGAAGGAGCUUCCUGAGUGAUGAAGGUGGAAGAUUUGCCUCAGAACGUGCCUCCCUUUCCUCCAUCCAAAUCCGCAUCCUCCAGCGUCUGCGGGAUCGACCGCCACGCUAUGAGAAUCGCCAAAAUUUUCGUUCUCAAUCACUGGAACCUGGCAUUGCGCCACCCUCGUACGAAUCCUCGGCGACUCCGUCAACAGAUACGGAGCUUCCGCCACCCUAUACAAUUGCCAUAGGAUCCCAUGCCUUCGACAAUGAAGGCUUCACCCCUUCAGAGGUUGCCAACGAUGUCUCCCCGCCCGAUGCAGCGGAAAGGAGACGACAUAGUAGCUCAGAAAUGAGCAAAUCGCAAUUACUUCUAGACAAUGAGAAAGCAAUUCACAUGUGAUGUUCUGUACAACCCCCAGGCUCUUUUAUCUGUUCCUUAGUUCUUAAGUUUUUAAUACAAAGAGAUAAAGAACUUCUUUUUUUUUUGCUAAAAUUAAGGUCUUU
Lutzomyia longipalpis is the source of this 1326-nucleotide messenger RNA. RefSeq lists its product as uncharacterized. The transcript has 4 exons. NCBI's taxonomy places the organism in Eukaryota, Metazoa, Arthropoda, Insecta, Diptera, Psychodidae. The record is from RefSeq and is a predicted model, not a curated record. Bases 353 to 1222 code for a protein of 289 amino acids.